AUGACACGGAAGUCAAGCCCCGCUGAGGUUUCGGAGGAGGAGCUGGCGAAGGCUCGGGCGGAGAUCGAAGCGGUGGAGAAUCGCCUAAGGCCAACUGCAAGGAGUUCCAAAUCCGAGCCCGAGAGUGCUGAGGAGGAGCUCGCGAAGACCCGCGCGGAGAUCGAGAAGACGGAGGAGGACCUCAGGCGCUGCGAGAAGGAGGGGGCGCAGCACUCGCCGCAGAAGCCGCAGAAGGCUGGGAUCAGCCGAGAGGCCCGCAUCGGGGUCCUUCAUCCGGGAAGCCCCGUGCCCUGUGGGACGCCGAUCACGCCAGCGCCAGGCUACAAUUUGGCGGCGGCCAUCGCAAAUGCCACCAACUCAGGCAAGGCAGAGCCUGACACGCGGCCAGUGCCGCCUCCGCCGCCGCUCGAUCAGAUGGGAGUCUUCGUGCGCGGCGCCCCACUGUCGUCGCUGGAGCUGCCGGUGCCGCCGCCGCCGCCGCUGGCGCUGCCCCCCCUCGACCCGCGGAUCCAAGGCCCGCGUGCUGUGCCGGAGUCGCCCAUGGGAGGUGCUCGCGGCCGCACACCCUGCCGAGGCGCCAGCCGUACGCCCUACAGAGGUCCUCAGCCGGAGUCACCCUAUCGAGGCGCUCGCAGCCGUACGCCCUACCGAGGUCACGUGCCGGACUCACCUGCAGGUGCUCGCAGCCGCACGCCUGGCCGAGGCUACCGGAGCCCGACGAGGGGCCGCAGCGUGGGGCGGAGCGGGACUCCCGCGCGAGGCUCCUGCGAGUCCCCGGCCCGUGCCCCGCCCCAGGCGCCGCCCAAGAUCCCAGUGCCUCCGCUGUGGGAGAAGGUGAUGGUGGUACUGGUCCAGGCUAUGCGCCUAGAUCAAGAGACCAUCGACCUUCUGCAGACCAUACCACUGGAGAAGGCGGCAGAGCUCUGUGUUGCAGCCCACGGGGAUCGGAACCCAUCCGAACACAUUCGCCACGCAAUGAGCCAGGUGAUGCUGGCUGCGGCAGAGAUGGACACGGAUCCCGUGAAAGACGUCUACCAGGCCUUGGACUCCAAGGCCCAGCAGAUGCUAAGCCAACUGCCCAGCGACGAGGCGCAGAGGGCCUUGCAGAAGGCGAGCCGCGCCCAGUGCGCCUCCGCCUUUGUCGUGGGCUACGCUCGCCGCUACUGGAAGGAGCAGAACGGCGAGGAAUGGAAGAGGUGGUAG
Effrenium voratum is the source of this 1203-nucleotide messenger RNA. Lineage: Eukaryota; Dinophyceae; Suessiales; Symbiodiniaceae. The record is from the annotation of a GenBank genome assembly.